UACCCUAAAGUUUCAUUACUUUUAAGAUAAAUACUAUGAUUUUCUUAUAGAUUAAUACCUCAAAUUUCUAGAUUUUAGAGAAUGAUACCUUUCGGCUUCCACUACUUGUCUACGAUACUUGAAUAUUUUACCCUUAAAACAAAAACUUUCCAACAACACAACCUUCUCAAUAUCUUAAAUAUUACUAAGAUAGAAAUAUAACUUUUAAGACACUUACUAGGAUGUGUAGUACACCUAUGAGGCAUGGGUAGCUAUAGCGGGCUUGGGUCAAUCGAGCUGGACUAGCUGAUGGCUCAAUACUCAAAAAGCAAUCGAAGGAUGAUCUCAGACGAUCUACUUGACAUUGACAGUUGACUAGAGGUGGAAGGUGCAAGUGGUAGCUUUGAUUGAUCAAUAGAAGCGGUGUGAUGUUUUUGUAAUGUUGGGAUGUGACUGCUACUUAAUCUCCAUCAUGUUGGAGUCAAUCAUUGCAUUCAUUAUUUAACAAUAUCCCAGAUAUAAAUCUCAUGGAUGUAUGUUGAUAAAAAAAAUUCUUUACUUUCACAAAAAUCAUAUAGGAAUUAUUAUGUUCUGAAAAGGAAAGUAGGAGAAAUAGUCGACCACAUUUUUAUAUUAUCGCCAUCUCAUUUACUUCAUCCAUCUUAACUCUUAUGGUUGCUACUCAAUCCUUUUUGGAUAAAUCUAAACCAACAAGCUCUAGCCAAUUCCACCAUACCCCAUCACCAAACCUACGUCCAAAUCCGUCUCCAAAUCCUCUUCCAGCAAACUCCGCCUUCAUUAUUGCCAUCACGACAUCAUCUUCUCUUGAGCUCCCCACUAAAGCUUACCAUUACCAUCUCCAAUCAAAACUACUCCACCUACUUCUCCAGUCCAAAUUAGCUUUUUUACUUUGUGCUUUUUGCCCUUAAAGUCCCAAGAAGUCUAAACAGUAUCUCAUGGCUUCAUUCCGCUUUGUGCACAACCUUGGAUGGUAGGAGAACUAACUCUAUCAAGUGAAUUAUUUAUAAAAGCACAUAUACCAAUGAGAUUGUUUCCAAAUUGACUUUGUUAUGAGAACUAACCCUAUCAAGUGAGUACUUAAGGUCUUUAGUGCAUAUUUAAUUUAAUUAAUAGGACAAAGUACAAUAAUCCCCAAUAUUGCAUGGGUUGUAAACAAAGUGGCUAUGAGUGCAAUAAGCUUCUAAAGAUGAUAAUGGACUUUUGCAGAUAAAGACAAAUGUUUAUAAUUUUUCAUCCAUCUCUACUAAUCUUCAUUCCCUCAUGUUCAAUUCGUUCAAUGUAACCAUAUACUCAAUGUACUAAAUAUCGGCCUCAAUAUCGAUAUUGUGGUCGAUAUAUUGGGUUUGACAUGCUUAUGCAAUGAUAUUAAUGAAAAUAUAUCAUUUUCUAAUUUUUUGGGGUUUUUUUCUUAUGUAUCGGAUAUAUCAGCCGCUAUAUCGGUGUGCAAAUAGCAGCCAAUUUGGGUUGUUUUUGAGUUUGGAUCUUUUGGGUUGUUUGGGUUCCCAAACUCGACCUGAACCCACUAAGACAUAAAAAUAAAAACCUGACCUCUAAAGAAAAUGCCCAAAUCCCGUCUUAUCUUCAUUCUCUACUUCCUCCGUUCUCUCCUUCCUGUCGAAGGCCUCUCUCUCUCCUAUGGUCCUCUUGGGUCUCUCCUCCACGCCUCCGCCCAAGGUGAAAGCUCUCUCUCUCUUUCUCUCUCUACCCCCCUACGGUCUCCUCCGCCUCUUAAAGCUCUCUCUCGAAGCUCUAUUGCGGUCCCUCAAAACCCUAAUCAAAGGUUUUUUUAUCAAAAAGCCAAGGAAGAAGAAGGUGAAGAAAGAGAGAAAAUCUCUAAGGGUGAAGGUUUUUCAAUUGGGAAGUUUCAUCAUGCGAUCGAGAAGCAAGCUUCUACAAUCGGGCAUAUACUUCAAACUCUUAUAUGACCAAUGUAUGCCUCGCAAGUUCAACCACAGAGUCAAGGAGAAAAUAUCACUAUUGUGAGCUCCUAAUCAAGUGUUUCUCUCAUAAGGUUUGAGUUGCCUUGAAGCAUACUACCAUCUUUCGGUAUUAUUAAACCUUUAUGGCAAGGCACUUCCAUCAUGAAGUUGAACCCCAUUGGAUAAAGCAAGACAAAGUAUGGAAACGAAGGAAGUUCCAUAUCCUUUUUAUUUCGACUUGAGCAAUAUUUUCAUAGCUUCUGGCCCGAAUCUUUGCAACAGAUGAAAACACAUCCAAGGGCCUUGGAGAAACAUCACUAUAAAUCACCCAAUGUCUGACAUUAGUGAUACUUGAGGAUUUGAAGGUGCAAUAGCAAGAAUUUUAUUCGUAUAAUCAACUGAUUCAAUCUAUUGUCCUCUGGGGAUGCCUUGGUAUUCAUUAUCAAGAAGGACAGAUCAAUUAGAUUAAUGAGAGUUAGUAUGGUGAAUAGGAAGAAGAAAUGCCCAUAUCGAAGAUAGAUGAUCUGUAUGGGUUGCAAGGUCCAUAGAUAUUUUAAAUAUUUUAAUAUAAGAUCGGGUUACAAUCAGCUGAAAGUUGAAAGUGGAGAUGCAAAAGAUGAUAUUUGGAACGAGAUACAGACAUGGGAAGUUUUGGUUGAUGCAUUUUGGAUUAACUAAUACCCCAACACUCUUAUGAAUCGAAUAAAUAGUAUUUAAGACCUUGGGAAUCAUUUUUUGCUAGUUAUGUUAGGUGAUAUAUUAUUUAAUAUAAAGAGUUGGGAAUAGCAUGAACAAUA
Molecule: messenger RNA, 2716 nt
Organism: Asparagus officinalis (garden asparagus)
Lineage: Eukaryota; Viridiplantae; Streptophyta; Magnoliopsida; Asparagales; Asparagaceae
Exons: 4
Coding region: 1560-1925 (121 amino acids)
Source: RefSeq, a predicted model, not a curated record